AAGAUGAUGAGAUAGGAAUGAGCUGAGAGCAAGAGAGGGGCAGAAAAGCAAAACCAGAAGUAUAGAGAGACAGAGAGACAUUUUAGAGAGAGAGAAAGAGGAACCGUAUACCUAAAAAAGAGGGAGAAGACAAGAGUAAAGAUAAAAAGGUGAGAGAGAAUGAAAGCAAGGGCUUCUUGACCUCUCAGGGCCCCUUUUCAAUUCCAGCAAUUGACUAUACAUACAUACACAUAUACAGAGCAUAUAGAGAGAGAAAAAGAAGAGAGGAGUUUUAGAGGGAAAAAGUGAGUGAAUCAGUUGACAGAUACAUCCAUUCCUAAUAAUCAUACCUCAUCAUCAUCUUCUUCUUUCUCAUACUUUGUUCAUGACAUAGUCAACUAGGUAUUGUUCACCUUCAGUUUGCUCAUCAAUGGACUCACCACCACCAGUUGAAGAGCUUCUGAAGAAGAUCCAAGAACUCGAAGCCGGACAAGCCCAUCUCAAACAAGAGAUUUCGAAGCUCGCGACUUCCAACGAUCAAAAAUCGGACCAAAUUCAACAACAACAACAUGGUGGUGGUUCCCACCAGAGGUCCCACUCAGUGUCGCCGCAGAGGUCGGCGAUUUCGAGGCGGAGAGGAGGCGGUGCCGGAGGGUUCGACGGUGGUGCCGCGGCAUGGAAGAAAGGUUCGGCGUCGUUUCGGCAUCGGCAUUCAUCGCCGUUGCAGAGGGAGAGUCGGAGUUGUGACACUUCCAACGCCACCACCGUUGGCGGUUGCGCCGAGGAUGGGGGUGAUGGUGGGCCGGCUGCUGUUAAGUUUACUGAUAGGCAGUAUUUGAAUAUAUUGCAGUCAAUGGGUCAGUCAGUUCAUAUAUUUGAUCUUAACGGUCGUAUAAUAUACUGGAAUCGAACUGCAGAACACCUUUAUGGUUAUUCUGCUGCGGAAGCUCUCGGGCGGGAUGCGGUUGAGCUCCUAACAGAUGCCAGAGACUUUUCUAUGGCUAAUAACAUAGUACAUCGUGUGACAGCAGGGGAGAGCUGGACUGGGCAAUUCCCUGUUAAAAAUAAAAGAGGUGAUAGGUUUGUAGUCAUUGCAACCAACAGCCCGUUCUAUGAUGAUGAUGGUACUUUGGUGGGGAUUAUUUGUGUAUCCAAUGAUUCGCGUCCCUUUCAAGAAAUGAGAGCUACAUUGUCACAGUCUGGUAUAAAGUACUCAGAUGCGGAUUCGAUCUUUAGCCGGCCUAGAAACAUUGCUUCAGCUAAGCUUGGUCUUGAUCCUGAGCAACCUCUCCAAGCUGCAAUUGCCUCAAAAAUAUCAAAUUUGGCUUCCAAAGUGAGCAACAAGGUUAAGUCUAAAAUAAGAACCGGAGAGAAUAACAUGGAUCGCGAAGGUGGGAGUGGAGACAGUCAUCAUUCUAAUCACGGGUUCUCGGAUACGGCUCUCUCUGACAAUAGAGAAGAUGCAACUUCAAGUGGAGCUAGCACGCCCAGAGGAGAUAUACUCCCAACUCCGUUUGGAGUAUUUUCUCAGGCUGCACACGAGGAGCACUUCUGUGGAAAGCCCUCAAGGGAUUCUGGUACUGACAGAGAAGGGAAACCUAGGAUCCAAAAGAUUAUUACAUCAAAAGCAGAGGCAUGGAUGAAUAAGAAGGGGAUAUCAUGGCCGUGGAAGGGAAAUGAGAGGGAAGGGUCAGAGGCAAAGGCCACCCAUUUUGUCUGGCCCUGGUUGCACAAUGAUCAAGAGAAUGACUCAGAACGUCUAAAGAGUUCCAGUUCUGUUGUAAAACCAGAAAGUCAAAUGGGUGAGAGUAAUAGGCCUGCAAAUAAUGAGGCUUCAGGGUCCUGGUCAUCCUCGUUUAAUGUCAACAGCACAAGCAGCGUUAGUAGUUGUGGAAGUACAACCAGUAGUGCUGUUAAUAAGGUGGACAUGGACUCAGACUGUCUGGACUACGAAAUCUUGUGGGAGGACUUGACAAUUGGAGAACAGAUUGGCCAAGGUUCUUGUGGAACUGUAUAUCAUGCUCUGUGGUAUGGAUCAGACGUCGCUGUCAAGGUAUUUUCCAAGCAGGAAUACUCAGAUGAUGUGAUAUUUUCCUUCAGACAAGAGGUAUCUCUCAUGAAAAGACUUCGACAUCCAAAUGUUUUGCUCUUUAUGGGUGCAGUAACUUCACCUCAGCGUCUCUGCAUUGUUACGGAGUUUCUUCCACGUGGAAGUUUGCUUCGGUUACUACAGAAGAAUGCAUCCAGAAUAGAUUGGAGACGGCGUGUUCACAUGGCUUUGGACAUAGCAAGAGGCAUGAAUUAUCUUCAUCAUUGCAACCCACCUAUUAUUCAUCGCGAUCUGAAGUCUUCAAAUCUUCUAGUUGAUAAAAACUGGACAGUGAAGGUAGGCGAUUUUGGUUUGUCACGUCUCAAACACGAAACAUUUCUCACAACAAAAACUGGGAAAGGAACGCCUCAAUGGAUGGCACCAGAAGUUCUUCGUAAUGAACCCUCAGAUGAGAAGUCUGAUGUAUACAGCUAUGGAGUGGUAUUGUGGGAAAUUGCCACAGAGAAGAUCCCUUGGGAGAAUCUCAACUCAAUGCAGGUUAUUGGAGCUGUAGGGUUCAUGAAUCAACGGCUAGAUAUCCCAGAAGACUUGGAUCCACAGUGGGCUUCUAUAAUUGAGAGCUGCUGGAACAGUGAACCACAAUGCCGCCCAACGUUCCAGGAAUUGCUAGAAAAGCUAAAGGAUCUUCAAAGACAGUAUACUAUUCAAUUUCAGGCAGCUCGUUUUGCCACAGGAGAUAGUAGCCAAAAAGAACUGUAGACACCAAUGGUGUAUGCUUGUGCUUUGUCGCCAGCUCAAGUAUUCUCAUCUUCGUCCAGAUGUUUGCACCUGCCACAAUGGCCGCGAUGGGUUGACUAUUGUCACAGGUUGCCACAAUUGCUUGUGGUAUCGGAACCACAAAUUCAAAUGCAGAUUUGAGAUGCAGAUUUGAGAUUUGAGCACACCGUGGCCAGAUGAAGAAAUGGAAGGCUUAGACACUGGUGGUCGCUUAUGUGGGGUCUUGGUCGGUCGUGUGGUGUUUUUUGACACCAUAAAAUUCCUGUUACUCGUGUUCUUUUAUUGGAUUCAUGUGAUGGAAAUCAAAUUUCAUUCAGUGAUUGAUUUUGUCAUUUGAGGUCCUCUGGAUUAAUUUGUGAUAUUUAUGAGAGAAUGUUAGAAAUACCAUAGAAACAAUUGUACAUAAUUAUCACAAUUUUUUUAACUGAAACGAAAACCAUCCUCGUGUUCUAAGCUAAGAUUUAUGACCAUAUAAACAAUUUUUUUUCCUAGGUCUGUCCAGAUUUAAUUUUUGUUGGGCGUCAAUGUUUUAACCCAUGCAUUUGCAUCCUAAAGUUACUUCCUAUUAGGGUUCUAUAACAUGCGUUCGCUUGAUGGAAGAAGGAUUACAUUUUUACUCCAAUUCUCAAUUUCCAGUCAAUAGAGAGACAACUUGAAUCACUCUGCACAAGGGCCAGUGAUGGAUUCUCAGCACUUCUUGAUCCUACCCAUAAAGCACCACCAGCUAGGAGUGCUUUUGGGAUUUCAACCAGUACACCAUCUUUUCUCCGUUUUCAUUCCAAAAGUUGAACUUAUUAUGUUUGUACUCCCUAAUAAUUUUCUCAUUAGUGCAAUCGUAGAUGUUUGAGCUCAAUCAUGAGAACUCAAAUUCAAGUCAAAGCAGUAACUUUGCACAAAAAAUAAAAUAAAAUAAAAUUUCAGAGUCUAGUCUGUGUAUCCAGUCAUGGACUGACUGAAUAAUGAUCUUUUAUGAGGUACACAGUCAGAACCCAAUUUGAUCCUUAGAUCUCAGUAGGAUAGAAACAUUUAGAAAAGGAAUACUGUUUUUAAAAUGCCUUUGCAACCGGUAUGGAUGCAUAUUGUUGUAAGUGAAAUAAGCAUAUGAAGAAAAAAAAAAAAAAAAAAAAGGAAAAA
Molecule: messenger RNA, 3940 nt
Organism: Cornus florida
Lineage: Eukaryota; Viridiplantae; Streptophyta; Magnoliopsida; Cornales; Cornaceae
Exons: 13
Coding region: 410-2788 (792 amino acids)
Biological process (GO): protein phosphorylation; regulation of DNA-templated transcription
Molecular function (GO): ATP binding; protein kinase activity
Source: RefSeq, a predicted model, not a curated record